AUGAGCGACUCCGAAGGGCCCAAGUCCAAGGAAAUACCCUCAUGGCAACGUCAAGAACCCUCGAGUUUGCCAAAACAGCCUGACGACUCUCCAUCACAAGAGCCCGCUGAGCGACAGCCUCCAGAAUCCAGAGCUCCUCUGAUCGAGAAAGCUUCCAAAUUCCUCGAAGAUGACUCUAUACGCGAUGCCCCAAUUGAACGAAAGAGGCUGUUUCUGGAGUCCAAAGGUCUGACUGAGACCGAAAUCGACGACCUACUCGAAAUCCAACAUACCCCCGAAGCAGCCGUCAUGGAGGACUAUGGGAUAGAGCGAGAAGGAAUCUCACAAUCUACACCUCCCACUGCCCCUCAAACCCCCUCAACAUCGUCAGUUCCCCAAGAACGACCACCAGCCGCACCAUCAAAGGACAACCCCCCCAUAAUAACGUAUCCUGAGUUCCUCCUCCACGCCCAAAAGCCCGCCCCACUCAUUACGGCCAACCGUCUCCUCACAUCUCUAUACAUCGCGUCUGGCGCCGGGGCUACGAUCUACGGAACGAGCAAAUACAUUGUGGAACCCAUGGUUGAAAGCUUGACAUCGGCGAGGCAUUCGCUGUUUGAAGGUGCAGGAGCAAAUAUUGAUGCUUUGAAUGAGAAGCUCAAGAGCGCCGUGUCAAAAGUGCCAGAAAUACCACACCAUUCCAAGGAGGAUGAUUCAGAUAAAGACUCUCUAAGCUCGGACGGGGCACGCUUCUUCAACCGCUCCGCAGGCACACAGACAUCACCGCAUCUUUCUCGGUCGAAUUCCUCUACCUCCUCUGACCCCGAUGAAACGCUUUCGCCUGCCCAAGACCACACGAGCGCACUCUUGGGGAUUCAUAGCAAGCUAUCUGAUCUCCUCCCCGCAGAUGGUAAGCCGACGAACCCGCUCGGCGACAGCAUAAGCGAGCUACGAUCAUAUUUGGAGAAGCUGCCACAAGCGAAUUCCCUACAUCUAGGCGGGAAGGCCAGGAAAAUCGGGGAGAUUGAUGCGGUGGCGAAUGUGAAGGCUGAGAUCAGAGGCGUGAAGGGCGUGCUGUUGAGUGCAAGGAAUUUUCCCAGUGGAGUGGCUGCUCGAUGA
Molecule: messenger RNA, 1098 nt
Organism: Letharia columbiana
Lineage: Eukaryota; Fungi; Ascomycota; Lecanoromycetes; Lecanorales; Parmeliaceae
Exons: 1
Coding region: 1-1098 (365 amino acids)
Biological process (GO): protein import into peroxisome matrix, docking
Cellular component (GO): peroxisomal membrane; peroxisomal importomer complex
Molecular function (GO): signaling receptor binding
Source: RefSeq, a predicted model, not a curated record